Molecule: messenger RNA, 495 nt
Organism: Mycena indigotica
Lineage: Eukaryota; Fungi; Basidiomycota; Agaricomycetes; Agaricales; Mycenaceae
Exons: 4
Coding region: 1-495 (164 amino acids)
Source: RefSeq, a predicted model, not a curated record
AUGUUCUGGAAAUCAUCCUGUGAGAAAGCGCCGGCUUGGACAAGGCCCACAAUGCACAGCUCAAUGAUGGAUCUCCUCAAACUUCAAUCCAGAUAUGGAUUCCCUCGAGUCCUGAAGGAAGCACCCGGACUAGCGCGCUAUGGUGGCAAAACAAUGGCUGAAGUCCUGCCCCGCUACCGUUUCGGCUGGCUCAUGACUUUCACCGAGCUCUACGACGCUGCACCGGAAGAGUUGCGCCUGAAGGACAGAUACGCACAGGCAUGGGCCAUCAACCAGAUAAUCGAGUGCUGCAAGUCCAAGGACGAGGAAGAAAUCGGCGCCUACGCUCUUAUGGGCAAGUUUCUUGGUCUGAUAUGCGUUCACUUCACCGACAAUAUGACGGAGGAGAGUAUGGCGAAAGCAGAGGACGACGAGCUGAUGGCCGCCUUGAUGAAGAUAUUCAAGACGAGGAAGGAGGAUGCUGUGUGGUUUAUGUCUGACUAUCGGUUAAUGUAG